UACGAUUGAGAAUUUGGGCAAAUGAUAAGCCUGCUUUGUGUUCUUGCCCCCCUACACGACGUUAUCGUCUACCCCUCCGCUUGUGUGACGCGAGUCCCGCCUCCCCCGGUCUCUUCAGCGUCCCUUCCCCAGCGACAGAGCUUGGUUGUGAGUCCCCAACACGGAGCAAGAAUACUGACACCCGCGACCGACUGAAACCAAGGGGAAGAUGGAGCACAGAGACCCUCAUUUCAACAUAUUGUUAGCUACUGAUUCUUAUAAGGUGACACACUACAAGCAGUACCCUCCCAACACCAGUAAAGUGUACUCCUACUUCGAGUGCCGCGAGAAGAGGCCUGACCCGACCAAGAACAGAAAAGUCAAGUAUGAGACGACGGUCUUCUACGGCCUGCAGUACAUCACCAACAAAUACUUAAAAGGGAAGGUGGUGACUCCAGAGAAGAUCCAGGAAGCGAAGGAGGUGUACAGGGAACACUUCCAGGAUGAUGUCUUCAACGAGAAGGGCUGGAACUACAUACUGGAGAAGUAUGACGGCCACUUACCCAUAGAGAUCAAGGCGGUGCCGGAGGGAAGUGUGAUCCCACGGGGUAACGUCCUCUUCACCGUGGAGAGCACCGACCCAGAAUGCUACUGGCUCACCAACUGGGUGGAGACCAUCCUUGUUCAGGUCUGGUACCCCAUCACCGUGGCGACCAACUCCAGGGAGCAGAAGAAGAUUCUGGCCAAGUACCUGCUGGAGACCUCUGGCAACCUGGACAAGCUGGAGUACAAGCUGCACGACUUCGGCUACAGGGGAGUCUCCUCACAAGAGACGGCAGGUAUCGGAGCCUCCGCCCACCUGGUGAACUUUAAGGGCACAGACACGGUGGCUGGCAUCGGCGUGAUUAAGAAGUACUACGGCACCAAAGACCCCGUGCCUGGCUUCUCUGUGCCCGCCGCAGAGCACAGCACCAUCACGGCGUGGGGGAAGGACCACGAGCGAGAUGCCUUUGAGCACAUCGUGAGGCAGUUCCCCAACGUGCCCGUGUCGAUCGUCAGUGACAGCUAUGACAUCUACAACGCCUGUGAGAAGAUCUGGGGCGAAGACCUGAGGAGCCUCAUUGAGUCACGCAGCGCUGACGCCCCACUGGUGGUCCGUCCCGACUCAGGGAACCCCCUGGAUACCGUACUGAAGGUGCUGGAGAUCCUGGGGAAGAAGUUUAUCCCUACGGAGAACUCCAAAGGCUACAAAGUUCUGCCGCCCUAUAUCAGAGUUAUACAGGGGGACGGAGUGGACAUCAACACACUGCAAGAGAUCGUGGAGGGGAUGAAGCAGCAUCGGUGGAGCAUUGAGAACAUUGCCUUUGGCUCUGGAGGGGCUCUGCUGCAGAAACUGACCAGGGAUCUGCUCAACUGCUCCUUCAAAUGCAGCUACGUGGUCACCAACGGCCUGGGGGUGAAUGUGUUCAAGGACCCGGUGGCGGACCCUAACAAAAGGUCAAAGAAAGGUCGUCUGUCUCUGCACCGGACAGCGAGCGGGGACUUUGUCACUCUGGAGGAGGGCAAGGGAGACCUGGAGGAGUACGGCGUGGACCUGUUACACACAGUGUUUCAGAACGGGAAAAUUGUCAAGACGUACACAUUCGAUGACGUCAGAGACAAUGCCAAGAUAACGGACAGUGACCUCAAGGAGCUCCUCCACUGAGGGGCCGCUGACGCCUGAACCUCUGACCUCCAUCACCCCACCGGAGGCGGCAUAUUGCCAAUGACCCCUUCCCUCAACCUCCACCCACCCUCCCAGAAGCACUGUCCUCCACUGGAGAGGAGAGUAGACCCCCCCCCCACACACACACACACACACACACACACACACAAACACGUCCAAACCCACACCUGAGUGAAGGCCAAGGGAUAGAGAAAGUAGUGAGUGAAUGGGGAAAGGGAGAGAGGAGUGAGUGAAUGGGGAAAGGGAGAGAGGAGAAUGGGGAAAGGGAGAGGGGAGUGAGUGAAACCAGUAAGUGAUAAAGGAAGUUGAGUGAGAUAAAUGAGAGCGAAAGAGAUGUAAACAAACACACUGACUGUACCCUGUGUUGUGUGUACAGAGCUGUUUAAAGUAAUUAAUCAUCUAUUUAGCAUUGUCUUUUAGUGGUGGGUGGAAUGAUAUCGUGGGAUAGAAAUCAUUUAAACUGCGGUUACGUUAGUGUUUAUCUGACCAAGUGUCGCUAUAAACUGAUCACAGGAAAGGAGAUACUGUGUUCAGGAAAGUUCCAGAACGUUGUGUGGUUCUAGAACUGAGAGGUAUACGUUUAAUGUUCCUGAGUGUGGAUGUUUGUGUGUGCGUGCUGACAGUUUCUUCCUCGUAAAGGAACGUUGUAUUCCUUUAUGCAAAUGAAUGUGCUGAUCAGGGGAACACAUACUCUACCUUUUUUAAGUUGUUUGUCCUUUUUUAAACACAUUUGUCCCCGGGUCUUUAGAAGACACUGCCCACACGUGGGGCAAGUCGCCAUCUAGAAGCCAACUAAUCAUGUUGCUAAAACACUGUCUGCAGAACUGCAGGACACAGUCUGUAUGUCUGAGAUGGCACCCUAUUCCCUUUAUAGUGCACUUUUUUUGACCAGUAAAAACUAGUCCACCGUAUAGGGAAUAGGGCGCCAUUUUGGACUCGCGGAGUCCAACCUCUCUCUUUGUGGCUCCUUUUUUUAUUUGUGUAAAAGUACAAAUAUUUGUUACACAUAUAUUUUUCUUUGCUUUAAAGAACAAGAAGGCAUUUGUCUCUGAUAUUGAAUUAUGGGGAACAUUUCCGUAGAGCUUGAUUUAACUAUUUUGAUACCGUCUUGGUUGGUUCUUACCUCAGAAAUCAUCAUUUGUUAUGACAGAAGUUAAAUAUUGGCUGAAUAUUUGCAGUAAAUCUUCAUAUUUGCAAGGGAUGUGGCCAAACUGUCUUCUCACGCCUAUAUAACGACUGAAUUAUACUGCGAGAGGACAGAGUAGGGAGAAAUAGUGUUAUUAUUAUUUUUGUCUAAUUCCCAUUUUCUACCAGAAUCUUCCACACUGCUUGUUUGUUGUAUGACGUGUUAUGUCAGGUUUUAGCAAAUGUUUGUUUGUGUGUAGAAUAGUGUUACAUUUCAGGUAACUUUUCCAGAAACCCAGAUUGAAAGAUUCCGGGAAUCAAGGAAGGAAUACGCAGGGAAUCCAGAAUCCUCCAAACAGGAUUUUGUGAUUAAUGGAAUUUUGCAAUCCUGGUGUAGUCUUGUGUGAAUGCUGUAUUGAAAAUAAUAUUUGUGAUUUCUAUUUUUGUUUUGUUAUAUGUUGGUUGUCCCAUAUUAUCUGAUAUUUUACUCUAACAUUACUGUUGCAAUGUCUACAUAUUAAAAGCACCAUCCUGUCGAUUUGAAA
This is a messenger RNA of Oncorhynchus gorbuscha (pink salmon), 3375 nucleotides long. Its product is annotated as nicotinamide phosphoribosyltransferase. The record is from RefSeq and is a predicted model, not a curated record. The transcript is spliced from 11 exons. NCBI's taxonomy places the organism in Eukaryota, Metazoa, Chordata, Actinopteri, Salmoniformes, Salmonidae. Gene Ontology annotation, biological process: NAD+ biosynthetic process. Bases 209 to 1684 code for a protein of 491 amino acids. Gene Ontology annotation, molecular function: nicotinamide phosphoribosyltransferase activity.